UAAAGUAUAGUUGAUUUCCUUCAUAUUCACACAAUCUAGAUAGAGGAUAGAUGAACCAGACGUCUUCUUAAUCACACUAUCAGAAUUUUGGCCUUCGCUCAAGAUACGAGUGAAUAAGAUUUUCACGGACUUACAUGAGCAUUGACAAAAAGAAAAGACUCGGCGUGAUCAACGACUACGAAUCUCGGAGUAACGAUGACGAAAGUACAGCUUAGUGCUUUCAUCCUGAGUGUCAUUGCCCGGGGAUGUAUAGGUUUUUCUUCAAAUCAUACAGCUCAGUCGUUCCCUUACGGAUCAGCAGAAGGUGAUACGUUUCUUCCAAAAGGCGACGAUGGAAACUCCGGUGAAAUCCCCAUCUCCAACAUUUUUACUUUCUUUGGUGUACCAUACGAAAGCUUAUUUGUUAAUAUCAAUGGCGCUGUUUCGUUCUCCAAAGGAAUUGAAUCCUACACUCCCGAACGUUUCCCUCUUGGUGAUGAUCGUGUGAUUAUCGCACCAUUCUGGACUGAUAUCGAUACAUCUGCGGGUCUAGGUCAUGGUGACGUCAUGUACAGACAACUACUUCUAACCAAUCAGACGUUACCAUUGUUCGAUCGAGCCAAUAGGAUUGUACGAAAUGCGUACGCGGAUCAGAAUACAUUCACAGCGACCUGGAUGUUCAUCGUAACUUGGGAUAGUGUGGCUUAUUUCGAUGCAUUGGAUCCUGCUGCACGUGUGAAUACAUUUCAGUGUAUUCUUAUGACGGAUGGUGAUUUCUGUGGUGUGAUAAUGGUUUAUGAUGACAUUGAUUGGGAUGGUGACGAGUCCGGUGACGAGUCUAUAGCUCCAACAAGUGAUACGGAUGAUAAGACUGCACAGGCUGGGUUCAAUGCUGGUGACAACAUCAAUUAUUAUAUGAUCGAAAUUUCUGGACCAGUCGGUAUCAUCGACAUCGAAACGAGGUCGAACAUUGAUCAACCCGGGACAUGGGUGUUUAGAGUCGACGGGGUUGACAUAGUAGACGCGGCUUGCCAGAAAUCAGAUGAACAGCUGACUGUAUAUCCCAAGGUAGUUCCUAUGUUAGGGGGUUCUCAGGUUUUUAUAUCAGUCCCAUGUCUGAACCCGUCGAGUGACGUCAUACAUUGUGACUUCGGUGGCGCCAUCGUAAACGGAGCUGUGACGUCGACCUCAAUUGCUACUUGCGUGACCCCUGCCAUGUUUGCUUCCGGGGUCAUUGAUGUCCAUCUCUCACUUGACGGAGGGUCGACGUUCCCUUACGCUGGAACCAUCAUCGUAGAUGAAGGCGAACCAUCCCCUGUAACCUUCUCGGCAGCACCAAAUGGUAAUUUGACUAUAACAUGGAACCCUACCGAACUCGAUGGUGUUGACGCAGUUGAGGUCGUUGUUUAUGAGUUUUCCAGUGACCCAAACAACUUCAUCAGUUGGGAACCUGUUUACAAUAUAACACGGGUAACUUCAAACGAAGCCGGGCGUCUCGAGGUCACUGUUAGUCCACAAAGCGAGACAGAUGAUUCCUCUCUUAAAGUUGGAGCUCUUAGCAUUAUUGCACUAGAUACAGCAAAUCAGUCACUCGAAAGGAGAGCCAUUUGGAGCGAGAUCCACCCUCUCAAUUGGUUGUAUCCUAUCAACAUGACGUCAUGGUGUAACUCAUGGAUAACUCGAGAACUCAAUGAGCUUAAUCAAUGGCUCCCUCAACGACCAGUCUGCCCAUGUACAGAGAGACAAGCAAGGAGAGAUAUAGGAUCAUUCACCGUUUCCUUAGAUUGCCGACUCAGCAGGACAGACAAGGACUGUUCAACAGACAGACCGGGUGCGACGUUCUGUGUAAACUCCAACUUUCCAAGUCAUUCAGGUGCAGGUCAGGAAUGCUGCUACAACAGAGACGGUCACCUGAUUGAGUUGGAUGCGAUAGGAGCCGGGUUUUCACACCGUCAACAUGAGCGCGUCACCUCGCCCUAUCUGUCUGCCGGACUUGGCCCAUUACCAGUUCUGUCCCACUAUCUGGCUGACACAAUGCCAUACUUGCAAUGCUGUGUAGCCGAUCAGAGCGAGAACGAGCAAUUUUGUGAUCUUUACCGCACCGUCAGACCGCCAAACAGCUGCUACGGCUACCGCCCGCCUCAACCAGCGUUGGCUUUUGGAGACCCACAUUUCAUUACAUUCGACGGUCUCAAUUACACAUUCAACGGAUAUGACGAAUUCACUCUGGCGAACUUGAAUGAAGACGAGUUUAUACUACAAGCAAGGAGCCUACCUAUGAAAGAAACACCGAACGCUACAAUAUUCACCGCAGUGGCCGCAAAGACUAACACCAGUGACGUCAUACACGUCGAAGCCAAUCAGAGACGAGGAAUGACUGUACUUUUCCGGAGGGACGGAAGAUACUUCGAGGAAAUGAACCUUGAUCAGAAGAAAACUUGGUAUCUUCGCGGUGUGACUGUGAAAGCAGAAGAUGAUUUGAGAGCAGACGGUUUAUCAGUCGUCUUUGAUAACGGUAUCGCCCUCAAAAUGACCACACACGAUGAUGCGCUCACCAUACUGGUCACCGUUCCAAACAGGUUCAAAUACAACACGCAAGGCAUGCUGGGAACAUGGAAUGAUGAUCAGAGUGAUGAUCUACAAAGACCUGAUGAUGACGUCAUCAUACCGGCAACCUCAUCCAUGGAGACAAUAUUCCAUGAGUUUGGAAAUCUUUGGCGUGUCAAGAAGAACGAGUCUUUGUUUUACUACAUGCCGGGAUACAACCAAUCAUCGUAUACGAACUAUAACUACACACCUUCUCUGAUUGAUCCAAAAUUCUUAUUGGAUAGUCGUAUCCGUCACGUGUGCGGCACUGACCAAUUAUGUGCCUUUGAUUUGUUGGUGAGUGGAAGCGAAGGGUUUGCUUCACAGACGUUGAACGCCAUCAGUCUGUACAGGUCUACUAGUAAUGAUCUUAUACCAGUGACUUGUCCAUCACUAACAUUGGCGAACGGUCGUAUGAUAUCAACCGAAUCCUCGCCGGGAUCUCUGGCUACGUUUAGGUGUGAUCCUUGCUAUGAAUUACGGGGGCCUAGCAAUACUACUUGUGCUUCUACUGGCACCUGGUUAUAUCCCAUUCCUUCAUGUAAACCGAUAGAACUUGACUGUGACACGCCCCUAGCCCCGCCCAAUGGCCACGUGAUGGUUGGUGGUUGUCCAAUCAUCUACGCUACAUUCACAUGUAAAGGAGGGUAUGAUCUCGUCGGAACAUCAAUGAUGGAAUGCAUGGCAGAUGGUCAUUGGUCAAACUCAUUCCCCGUAUGCAAGAAGAUGGGUAAAGGUAUGACUAUGACACUUAGUACAGUGCAUGCAGCAGCAAUAGGAGGAGGAACGGCUGUCUUUCUUCUUUUUCUUUGUCUCACCAUCGCCUGUCUUGUUACUAGGCAACGACAUCUACAAAGAAAACGAGAACUUAAGAAGCGAGCAUCCAACACGUGGUCCACUACUAGAAACCCUCUCUACGAUCCUAAGAGCUGAGCCAAUGGCAUUGCAUCAUAGCCCAAGACUCUAGCAACCCUCUCUUUACGAUCCUAAGAGCUGAACCAAUCACAUUGCAUCAUAGCCCAAGACUCUAGCAACCCUCUCUAUACGGUCCUAAGAGCUGAACCAAUCACAUGGCAUCAUAGCCCGAGACUCUAGCAACCCUCUCUAUACGAUCCUAAGAGCUGAACCAAUCACAUUGCAUCAUAGCCCAAGACUCUAGCAACCCUCUCUAUACGAUCCUAAGAGCUGAACCAAUUACAUUGCAUCAUAGCCCAAGACUCUAGCAACCCUCUCUAUACGAUUCUAAGAGAUGAACCAAUCACAUUGCUUCAUAGCCCAAGACUCUAGCAACCCUCUCUAUACGAUCCUAAGAGCUGAACCAAUCACAUUGCAUCAUAGCCCAAGACUCUAGCAACCCUCUCUAUACGAUCCUAAGAGCUGAACCAAUCACAUUGCAUCAUAGCCCAAGACUCUAGCAACCCUCUCUAUACGAUCCUAAGAGCUGAACCAAUCACAUGGUUUGUUAAAACUUCCUAUAGGUGCAGUACUAAUACAAAUUGAACUGGAUAUUUGAAGGUUAUCCUAGGUAUAGACUUUUUGGUAUAUUUAUCACAGAUGGUUGAACAGAAUUAUUGUAAAAAGAUGUGAACAUUAAAAGUCAAAUGAACCCUUGGUCGAAAAGUUCAUUGACCCCUUAGGACGAGUAACCAUUGUUCAAUCGUUAUUUAUACCCAAAUUAAACUGUCUGCUUCUAUCACUUCCAGAACCACACUCACAAAUUAUUGGAUAGGUAAAUCGAUGAUUUUACUCGUUUAUAUGGGGUAAUAACCCUGACAAAAUAAGAAGAACAUAAAUAUGUUACUUGCAUAAGGAUGGUGGAGUUAAUAAUGACAGAUACUUUCAUACGUAUGAAAUCUUUUUGGAUCAGAAGAUCUUUAGAUGAAAACUUUACUUAUCACAUGUUUCUUUCGUUUUUGCCUCCAUCAUAUUCUCUAGAAGGUAAGCAUGGUGUUCGUAUUGUCUGAUUCCUUAUCAAACAACUGUCGAUAUAAAUAUGAGGUGGUUCCAGUUAAAUAUUUUAAACAGAAUACGUUUCAUGAAAGAUUCAUUGCUGAAAUGUCUAAUAGUCGCUGAUAAACAUUUUACAUUUUGUAACAGCAGUGAAGAGACAAUUUUGCAUAUUUUUUUUACUGCCCAUAUUCAAAUAUAAUAUGGUAAAAACUUGAACAAUGUCUUUUCAGUAAGACCGCUUUACAGGCCAAACUCACAAACCAAAAUAAUUUUUUUGGCUUAAAAGGAGGUCAUAGCAAUGCUUUUUAUUAUAUCUUAAUUAUUGUAAGAAAUGAAAUAUAUUCAGCCAAAUGCAAGAAUCAGAUACCACUGUUUGAAAAUGUUUUGUCAGCUGUUAAACUUAUUAUGAUAUGGAAAGAUAUAGAGAAAAACAAAUCUUAAAGAAAAUAAUUUCGUGAA
Messenger RNA from Strongylocentrotus purpuratus (purple sea urchin), 4974 nucleotides. RefSeq names its product sushi domain-containing protein 2. The record is from RefSeq and is a predicted model, not a curated record. The coding region runs from base 196 to 3498 and encodes 1100 amino acids. Gene Ontology annotation, biological process: cell-matrix adhesion. NCBI's taxonomy places the organism in Eukaryota, Metazoa, Echinodermata, Echinoidea, Camarodonta, Strongylocentrotidae. The transcript has 18 exons.